AUGGUCAAGCGGGACUUCACUUGGACGUCGGAACGGCAAGCGGUGACGGUAUGGACAGCUGUGGCGCCUGCGAUUGCGGCGAUCGUUGCUGCUCUACUCGUGUUGGGAUUGAGCGUCAAAGUAUAUCGCAACCCCCACACGCGCGGAUCCUUGAAGAGGCAGAGCCUGCAAGUCCUCAUGUCGGUCCAGGCUGCCAGCAUCAUCUACAGCGCGACAUACAUCGGCGAGAUGUUGAUCACGGGCCCUACGCACUGGUGCAACGCCUGCAUCGUCCUUACGCUAUGGGCGAGCAACUAUAUUGACUUCUGUGUGAUGUUGAUCCCGGUCAACCUUCAACUUGCGCUAGUCCACGGCGUUCGUACCGAAGGCUGGGCGCAAUGGUAUAUGGGUGGCUCCUUCCUCGCGGCAACCAUCAUAUCUAUUCCCGGAGCCGUCAAGGAUGUUUGGGGCUGGGAUCCUGAGUCCCUCAUCUGCUGGACAAAAAUCACCGAUGCAAGUCAGCGCAACGCGUGGCAGAUCGGCGCGUUUUACGCCUGGCAGCUGUUCACGAUGGCCGUUGCUUCGAUCUCGACGCUCGUCGUCAUCGCGCAUCUCUUUCGCUACGCGCGCACUAUGGAACACCGGAUCGUCGCCGCGCACUCCACAUCGACGGGCGGGCAGCAUAUUGUCCGCGCCGUCGCAUGGCGCGUGAUCGUGUACCCGCUCAUCCUCAUUUUCACAAAUUGUGUCUCGGCCGCUGGCAACUUCACGAUCACGUCAGCGGGGGGAAUUCUGUCUGAUACAACAUAUAACCUCUGGAUCGUAUCCGGCAUUCUAUAUGGAUUAAUGCCUCUUAGCUUCGCUCUCGUCACCCUUUUCGUUGACCCAUCCUUCAAUCACGCGAUCCGCGGCCUAGCAUUCAGCUGGUCGCCAAGCUCCUCCACUCGCACUUCUCGCAGCGUCCACACGCACCCCAAGCCUCCUACUACUAUCGAGAUUGAGCUCUCGCGAGUCGUUACCGUGCAUGAUGACAGUAAACAGCCCAUGUCUGCCUCUCCGACAGGCGCCUUACGCCCCGAUGCGGAAACACAGCCGCGCAAGACGUCGGACUCGGCGCCAUCCACUCGCUCUUCUGACGACCUCCCACACAAGAUGCCUUAUCCGGAUCCCGAGCUUGGCAUCCCGAAUUGCGAAAUAUCCACGCACGAUGGACAAGCCGACCUUUCGAUGGAUGUGCUGCGCGCUAUCUACUCGCCGCCGCCGACUCCGACCCCGCCGGACGUUCCGCUGUCCGACACAUCCCACCCUCGGACACGUCGGCAUUCUUUGUUCCCGCAUUCCGUCGUGAGCGCUGCUAUGCAACGCGGCCGCGAAGCACGGACACGACUCCGCAGCCACCUAAACCAAUUGUAA
Molecule: messenger RNA, 1392 nt
Organism: Punctularia strigosozonata HHB-11173 SS5
Lineage: Eukaryota; Fungi; Basidiomycota; Agaricomycetes; Corticiales; Punctulariaceae
Exons: 5
Coding region: 1-1392 (463 amino acids)
Source: RefSeq, a predicted model, not a curated record